Myotis myotis is the source of this 7550-nucleotide messenger RNA. RefSeq names its product HECT, C2 and WW domain containing E3 ubiquitin protein ligase 2 (gene HECW2). Gene Ontology annotation, biological process: regulation of dendrite morphogenesis. NCBI's taxonomy places the organism in Eukaryota, Metazoa, Chordata, Mammalia, Chiroptera, Vespertilionidae. The coding region runs from base 1070 to 5878 and encodes 1602 amino acids. Gene Ontology annotation, molecular function: ubiquitin-protein transferase activity; protein binding. The transcript is spliced from 29 exons. The record is from RefSeq and is a predicted model, not a curated record.
GUUCAUUUGUUAAAAUACCAUUUUGGUUGUCGCUGGCCUUAAGUGGGCUUCCCAUUUCACAAAAAUACAUAAGCGGCUCAAAAGUGGUUCAUGGAAGAGUGACAAUAGUGAUGAAGAUAGUCAUACUAAUGCCACAGUUCAGUGCAUCAUAAACAUACUUAGAGACCCGAAUCUCACUGCAAAGAUAAAAGGCGAAUCUCUGUGUCUAAAACCAAGGGAAUCUGUGGGAGCAACAAUUUCAAAACAGUACCUGAAAUUGACAAGUGCCGAUGGAAGUGUGACAAUGGUCUCAGAACUGUUUAUCGUAGGGUUUACCAUCCCUUUGCUCCUACUCCCCCGUCAUCGCCUGUUAUGAAACGUUGUCUAACUGUGGCACGAAGCCAUGGGUGUUUUGGUGUCAUUUUCAAACAAAGCACAGUGGCUUCUCUGUUACGCGAUUGAAGUUUUCCAGGACACGCCCACAAUAAAGCUUUCCAUGACAAAAUUAAUGGAUGCCAUUGCUGCAUGUAGGGAAGAGACUAGAACUCUGGUAGCAUCCUUAGAGGGUCCUUGGCGCAAAAAUGAGCCAUAUUAUUGAAAAGACACUUGGAAAGUCAGCGGGGAGGUGAGAGACACACAUUAUCCUUAGAAACCAGAAGUUAUCGACAGAAUUCCUUUGUCAAAUGACACGGUUGGCUGUUGCAUCACAUCAGUGGAGUAAGAGUGAGAGAGCGAUUCCUAUCAAGUACACGCCAGUGGGUAUUUCGCUUUCUGGCUGGAUGAAACCACCGGUGUCAUGCAGAGGAUGAAUCAGCUCUUGGCAUCUGUUCAGGGAGGAGUGCUUGGCGCGAGGCUUUGUUUAUCCCCGAAAACCGGAGCGAUGAGGCGAAGAGGUCUUUCUUUUCGUGAGCCAUUAUGCAUGAACCUGGAAGGGUUAGUCAGGGGGCAGGACGACAAUGCACUGGUUUUAUGUUCAGAUAAGAAGGUGGUGGCUUUGUGAAGAAAGGAAGUUGCACCUAGAAGCCCAUCUGCAGGCUGCUCCAUUCACAGAGAAGCUGUGUAGGAAGCCACCCUCGGAGAGGCGGCCGGGAUGGCCGGCUCGGCCCGGGAGCACCUGCUCUUCGUGCGGCGGCGGAACCCCCAGAUGCGCUACACGCUGAGCCCCGAGAACCUGCAGAGCCUCGCCCAGGGCUCCCGGCCCGAGAACAUGGCCCUGCAGCGGGCCAACAGCGACACGGACCUGGUGACCUCCGAGAGCCGCUCCAGCCUGACGGCCAGCAUGUACGAGUACACGCUGGGCCGCGCCCAGAACCUCAUCAUCUUCUGGGACAUCAAGGAGGAGGUGGACCCCAGCGACUGGAUCGGGCUGUAUCACAUCGAUGAGAAUUCUCCAGCCAACUUCUGGGAUUCUAAAAACAGGGGUGUGACGGGGACACAGAAAGGGCAGAUUGUGUGGAGGAUUGAGCCCGGGCCCUAUUUCAUGGAACCGGAGAUAAAGAUCUGCUUUAAGUACUACCACGGCAUCAGCGGAGCCCUGCGCGCCACCACCCCCUGCAUCACCGUGAGGAACCCCGCUGUGAUGAUGGGGGCAGAAGGAGGUGCUUCUGGAAGCCCGCAUUCCCGGAAGCUCGUCAGCUUCACGCUGUCCGAUCUCAGAGCUGUCGGGCUAAAGAAAGGGAUGUUCUUCAACCCGGACCCUUACCUGAAGAUGUCCAUCCGGCCGGGGAAGAAGAGCAGCUUCCCCACCUGUGCCCACCACGGGCAGGAGCGGAGGUCCACCAUCAUCAGCAACACCACCAACCCCAUUUGGCACCGAGAGAAAUAUUCCUUUUUUGCACUUCUUACCGAUGUCUUAGAAAUUGAAAUUAAAGACAAAUUUGCCAAGAGCCGUCCUAUCAUCAAGCGUUUCCUGGGGAAGCUGACCAUCCCCGUGCAGCGGCUGCUGGAGCGCCAGGCCAUCGGCGACCAGAUGCUGAGCUACAACCUCGGCAGAAGGCUGCCCGCCGACCACGUGAGCGGGUACCUCCAGUUUAAAGUGGAGGUGACGUCCUCCCUGCAUGAAGAUGCCUCCCCGGAAGCCGUGGGCACCAUGCUCGGGGUCGGCUCUGUGAACGGAGACCUGGGCAGCCCUUCGGACGAGGAGGAGAUGGCCGGGGCCCACCCCGACGGCCCGGCCUGCUCCAACGGGCCCGUGUCCGAGGAGAGUGCCGAGGGGACUCCCAAGCACUCCUGCAGGACUAGCUCCACCCUGGACAUGGACGGGGAGGAUCUGACCUCCAUGUCCUCAAGGAACUCGCCGCCCCGCGGACGCCAGGACUCACUCAACGAUUACCUGGAUGCCGUGGAACACCACGGCCCCGCCAGGCCGGGCCCCGCGCCCUGCGCCGAGCGGCCCAGGGGGGCCUCUCCGAAGCUGAGGAGCAGCUUCCCCACCGACACAAGGCUCAGCGCCAUGCUCCACAUCGACUCCGACGAGGAGGACCACGAGCUGCAGCCCGGCCUGGGCUCCCCGUCGUCCCUGGAGGAGGAGGGGGGCCUGAUCAUGUUCGGCGGGCCAGCGAGGACUGACGACGGGAGCCUGUCCUCUCAGACGAAGCAGGAAGACGCCCCGCUGGAGACCGAGGAGGCCCCCACGCACGAUGCCGCUUCCUUGGAGGGGAAGCCGGAGGGUCUCCCCGAGGAGCUGGCCGAGGGCUCCUCCCCAGCAGGCCCCGCCCCAGGGGACAGCGAAGAGGGUCCAGAGUCUCCAGCCGGCGCCGACCAGGACCAGGACCAGGACCAGGACCAGGACCAGGACCAGGACCAGGAUGGCACUGAGCCCUGUGGCUCCCAAGAGGUGGACCCGCCCACGAGUGGGGCAGACACGGGCACCCCGGACACGUCGGGAGGGAGCCGGAGGGCCACCAGUGAGACCGAGUCCCUUGACCAGGGCUCGGAGCCCUCCCAGGUGUCCUCCGAGACGGAACCCAGCGACCCCGCCCGGACCGAGAGCGUGAGCGAGGCCAGCACCAGGCCCGAGGGCGAGAGCGACCUGGACGGCGCGGACAGCUCCUGCAACGAGAGCGUCACCACGCAGCUGUCCUCGGUGGAGACGCGGUGCUCCUCUCUCGAGAGUGCCCGGUUCCCGGAGACCCCGGCCUUCUCUUCCCAGGAGGAGGAGGAGGACAGGGCCUGUGCGGGGGAGCCCCCCAGCGGCGGCCCCGCCCGGGGGGCGCAGGAGGCCACGUGCGCCCCUGGGUCCCUGCCCGCGGUGCACAUGCCCAGCGCCGAGGAGGAGGGGCCCGGGGCAGAGGCGGCCACCUUCCCUGACCAGGACGAGGGCGGGGAGGUCUGGCAGCGGAGGGGCAGCCUCGAGGGAGCGGCGGCCACUGUGGAGAGCCAGCCCCAGGAAGAGGGUGACGCCGGCAGCGAUGCCCAGGCAGCUGGUGAAGGGGCCGCUGCCCAGGAGGAGGGCGCCACUGGAGGUUCUCAGGCCAACGGCCACCAGCCACUGCGCUCACUGCCUUCCGUGCGCCAGGAUGUCAGCCGGUACCAGCGGGUGGACGAGGCUCUCCCACCAAACUGGGAGGCGCGCAUCGACAGCCACGGCAGGAUCUUCUACGUGGACCACGUGAACAGGACCACGACGUGGCAGCGGCCCACGGCUCCCCCCGCCCCGCAGGUGCUGCAGAGGUCCAACUCCAUCCAGCAGAUGGAGCAGCUGAACCGCAGGUAUCAGAGCAUCCGCAGAACCAUGACGAACGAGAGGCCAGAGGAAAACACCACCGCCAUCGAUGGGGCCGGGGAGGAGGCCGACUUCCACCAAGCCAGCGCAGACUUCCGCCGGGAGAACGUCCUGCCGCACUCUACCUCCAGAUCCAGGCUCACGUUGCUGUUACAGUCUCCCCCCGUGAAGUUCCUCAUCAGCCCCGAGUUCUUCACCGUGCUACACUCGAACCCCAGUGCCUACCGCAUGUUUACAAACAACACGUGUUUGAAGCACAUGAUCACCAAAGUCCGGCGGGACACCCACCACUUUGAACGCUACCAGCACAACCGGGACCUUGUGGGAUUUCUCAACAUGUUCGCCAACAAACAGCUGGAGCUGCCCAGGGGCUGGGAAAUGAAACACGACCAUCAGGGCAAGGCGUUCUUUGUUGAUCACAACUCCCGGACCACCACGUUCAUCGACCCCCGGCUCCCCCUGCAGAGCGGCCGGCCCACGAGUGCGCUGGUGCACCGGCAGCACCUGACCCGGCAGCGCAGCCACAGCGCGGGCGAGGUAGGAGAGGAUUCGCGACACUCGGGGCCGCCCGUCCUUCCCAGGCCGUCCAGCACGUUCAACACCGUCAGCAGGCCGCAGUACCAGGACAUGGUUCCAGUGGCUUAUAAUGACAAGAUCGUUGCAUUUCUGCGCCAACCCAAUAUCUUUGAAAUUCUGCAGGAACGUCAGCCUGAUCUCACCAGGAACCACUCACUCAGGGAGAAGAUCCAAUUUAUUCGAACGGAAGGGACCCCAGGAUUGGUGCGUCUUUCCAGUGAUGCAGACCUUGUGAUGUUGCUGAGUUUAUUUGAAGAAGAGAUAAUGUCUUAUGUGCCUCCACAUGCCUUACUUCACCCCAGCUACUGUCAGUCCCCGCGCGGCUCCCCUGUGUCCUCUCCCCAGAACUCGCCAGGUACGCAGCGUGCCAAUGCCCGGGCACCAGCCCCUUACAAGCGAGACUUUGAAGCCAAGCUGAGGAACUUUUACAGGAAGUUGGAGACUAAAGGAUAUGGACAAGGCCCAGGGAAAUUAAAGUUAAUCAUCAGAAGAGAUCACUUACUCGAAGAUGCUUUUAAUCAGAUCAUGGGCUACUCCCGGAAAGACCUGCAGAGAAAUAAGCUGUACGUCACCUUCGUCGGGGAGGAAGGGCUGGAUUACAGCGGACCUUCCAGAGAGUUCUUCUUCCUGGUGUCCAGAGAACUCUUCAACCCAUAUUACGGCUUAUUCGAAUAUUCGGCCAAUGACACAUACACAGUGCAGAUAAGUCCCAUGUCCGCUUUUGUGGACAAUCACCAUGAAUGGUUCCGGUUCAGCGGCAGGAUCCUGGGCCUGGCGCUCAUACACCAGUACUUGCUGGAUGCCUUCUUCACGCGGCCCUUUUACAAGGCUCUCCUCAGAAUUCUGUGUGACCUGAGUGACCUCGAGUACCUGGAUGAAGAGUUCCACCAGAGCCUGCAGUGGAUGAAGGACAACGACAUCCAUGACAUCCUGGACCUCACCUUCACUGUGAACGAAGAAGUCUUCGGGCAGAUCACGGAGCGCGAGCUGAAGCCCGGGGGUGCCAACAUCCCGGUCACGGAGAAGAACAAGAAGGAGUACAUCGAGAGGAUGGUGAAGUGGCGGAUCGAGCGCGGCGUGGUGCAGCAGACGGAGAGCUUGGUGCGCGGCUUCUAUGAGGUGGUGGAUGCCAGGCUGGUCUCUGUGUUCGAUGCGAGGGAACUAGAGCUGGUCAUCGCGGGCACCGCCGAAAUAGACCUGAGUGACUGGAGAAACAACACUGAGUACAGAGGAGGGUACCACGACAAUCACAUUGUAAUUCGUUGGUUCUGGGCUGCGGUGGAGAGAUUCAACAAUGAACAACGACUGCGGUUGUUACAGUUUGUGACGGGCACGUCCAGCAUUCCCUACGAAGGCUUCGCUUCUCUCCGAGGAAGCAAUGGCCCCAGAAGGUUCUGUGUGGAAAAGUGGGGGAAAAUCACCGCGCUUCCCAGUGCAGAGAGCGUGGUUGCCGACAAAGUGAGCUGCCGGCUGGGACAUGGGAAACUGACUGAGGAGCCUGUAAUAUGGCGCCACUUUCUUCAGUUAAAAGUGUCUCAGAACAAGAGGUGGGCACUGGAAGGACCCCUUGGUGCCCCGUCUUUUCUGUAUUUGCCUUGAGGCACCUCCCCGGGGGCUCCCCAGUCCUCACCACCUGCUGGUCAGCUGAGGUGCCUUGUGGUCUGAGUGAAAAUCGGCAGGAGAUUCUCAGAUACAGUCAGUUCCGAAGUUUAAUCUCUGACGUGAGGUCCUCUUCGACUCCUGUCUCCUCGUCCCUCUCAUUCCGUUCUUAUUGUCGGACAAGAAUAUUUUAGGUUUUUACUUUAUUCUGUGUGCUAGCAAAAAGGUGUCUGCGAUGUCUAGUAAUAGCACGUCAUUAACCAUCCUCAGGUGCCCUGUACCUUUUGGACUGGUCUUUACUUUGGGAAGCGGGUAACAUGGUCACAAAAACAUACUGUGUCUGAAAAGGGACUCUUCGGCCAUUCAUGUAAAAAGUGAACUAAUUUGUGGUUAUGUAACGGAAUGAAAGAAAUCUGAAUUGCUGCGAGACUCAGAGAGUAGGACAAUUCAUGUCAAGAGGACGAGUGGCCUUUGGGGGCUGUCCCACAAGUCAUCCUUUCAAGUGUACAUUUGUGAGGGACAGACAGGACAGCUCUUAAGGAGUGGUGACCCCCCUUUCCUUGGCUCAAGGGCAAAAUCUAGGUUGGGUUCAUCUCUUCCCACCACCCCCGUCCAUGCCUCAGCACCUCUCACCUGGACCAUGCAGCACCUGCUGCCUAAACGUCGCUUCUGUUCGUGCCUCCUGUGUUCCUUCUGCGCUCAGCAGAGUGAUGUGAAGUCUCAAGGUCACUCUCUCCCCUGCUUACACCUUCCAGACUCCUCGCUAAAGAUUACCGCCUGGUAGGCGGCCUGGUCUGGCCUACACUCCAGCCUCAAUAUAUAUGCUCUCCCUCCGCCCGCGACAGACAGCAGCCUCUUUCAGAAUGUGCCAAACUCGAUUCUUCCCCAAGACUUGAACUUGAUGCAUGAACUCUUCCUGCCGGUUCUUUACUGGCAGCUCUUUCUCAUCCCCAAGGUCUCAGCUCGGACACGAUCUGCUCAGAGAGGUCCUUCAGGCUCCUGCCCCAAGAGCACCUGUCGCUCUGCCACACCUCGUGCCUUCAGAGGACCUACCCAAUCCAGUCAUUGUGUUCAGUGAUUGGUGUACCGUGGACGGUCUAUUCCCCCGCUAGGAUAGAACGCUAUGAGAUCAAGGGCCUUGUCUGAAUGGAACGUGGCUUUGCCCCCAGGGCAUAGUCCUAGCAAAUAAUUGGCACUCUGUGAAUAUUGUUUUCCUUAAAUGAUUGAAUGUUUAAACUGGCGGUGACUCUGGACCACUCCAGACAAGACGUGCCACAGUCGCUUUGUGUCUCUCUGUCCUCAUCUGAACCAUUGGGAGAGAUACUAGUCACAUCACAAAAUUAUUUUAAAGAUAAAAUGAGAUCACACAUGCAAAGUGUGUAAAAUGACGCCUAACGCAUCCUGCAAUAAACGUAGCCCGUAUUGUUACCGUUCCUAAUCCCUAACCUUCAGAGCUGGCGUGGCAUUCCACAACCUUUGGGUGUGUAAACAAUGUGCUGUCUGCCCCCGGGGUGUUUCUGUUUCGUUGGGACUUCCAGGGGUGCUCAGCCUGGAACAGCUCCUUACCGGGGCUGCUUCUAUUGCUUUAAUUUCUUACGGUUAAAAAGUAUAUACUCUUCAUCUUUCCCAGGACCACCCACAGGUGAAGAAGCUACCUGCUUAUAAGAAAUUA